Messenger RNA from Aedes albopictus (Asian tiger mosquito), 1582 nucleotides. It is a transcript of the gene Dsk, whose product is annotated as callisulfakinin. The record is from RefSeq and is a predicted model, not a curated record. The transcript is spliced from 2 exons. The coding region runs from base 779 to 1372 and encodes 197 amino acids. NCBI's taxonomy places the organism in Eukaryota, Metazoa, Arthropoda, Insecta, Diptera, Culicidae.
ACGUCGUCCUUCACCCCUGGCACACCAAACAAGACACCUGGAUUUACCUGUUCCGACGAAUUUCGAAUAAUGAGUGGAGCACCCACAAGGGUGAUUCUUCUCGCAAAGGAAAGAAGCCAAAAGUUCUUCGCCUCCGAGUCGGAAAAGUUUUCCUACAAAAUCGAAAAAUUCCUGACCGUGUAUCAGGGUUACAACCAGAUUAAGCCGAAAGUGUUUCCCAAACGGCUGACUACGAUGUUCUCCAAGGAUGUAGUCGCCACCGAAGAAAAGCGGGACUACUUCAGUAGUAGCCAGCCAUCGUCUACCUCGUCGCUGAGGCGGCAUCAGCGCGAGAGGGGCCUCCGGGAGGGGGACAUUGACACCAGCAGCAAGAUUCGAAUCGUUCUGCCGGCGCCCCAAUCCGGCCACCAGCGGUCAACUGCGUCUCCAACGCUCUUGCGAUCGCUAGUUACACCACGCACAAGAAGAACAGCCCACGCCGCCGCCGGACCUAAAACUCCCACCAAAGUAGUGCUCACCAACCCGGCAAGGGGUAACGAAGCCAUACUGUGCCCACGUGUAAUGCUAACCUACCAGGAGGGGUUGUUCCGUAAGGAUCGAGACAUGGUCCGGAAUGACAGUGAUGUGUAAUUCGUGUGGACGUGUGUGGGAUACGUAAUUUAAGUGAACUUAAUGUUUAUGUACGAACGAAGAAUGCUAAAACCGUUGCAUUUAGAGCCUCCCGCAUUCGCAGCCGUUGCAAAUCUAUAAGCUUUCGCUGACUGAAAAGAAUAAUACAAUGCUGAUGUACCAACCAUCUAAGAUGAAUAUAAAAGCAGCCGUCCAAGCUUCUGGACCAACCAGUCAUCAUCCGGGAUUGCUCCUGGGACCACAAAUAACCUACCCCCAAUCCGGAAUCCCCCACACCAGGAUGGCUCGUCUAACGCUAUCGUUCUUGAUCUCGCUCUCCAUCUACUUCACGUACCAGGCCUUGGCCAGUGAAGCCCUUUCGACCAGUGGGACCAGAAGCACCAGCAGCAGUGCACAAUCCGCCAGAACUUCGGAAACAAUGGAAAACCUCCUGGGUCGGGAUGACAAGCUGCCAAGUGUGUGGUACAAAAAUGCUUACAAUCGGAGAUCCGCCGCCGGACCAAUCGCUCCCGGUCACAUCGGAACGUACGCCGUCCUGCAGAGGUCCCCAUCAGGUCCGAUGGGUCCGAAACUCCCGCUAGCGUACGUGGCCGACAUCAAUUUCAUCGAUGACGAAGACGUGGAAAAGCGGUUCGACGAUUACGGCCACAUGCGGUUCGGAAAACGUGGUGGUGGUGGCGGCGAAGGAGAACAGUUCGAUGACUACGGUCACAUGAGAUUCGGACGACGGCGACGGCGGUAAAUCGCCUUCGCUUGGUACUGGGGUGCGCGUGUGGCAGCGCUUAUAACUAAGAAGAGCCAUUGUUUCGACAUCGACCUUCAACUCGUCUUAUUGUGCAACUCUUUGUGGCGGCUGGUGACUUCUCUUCGUUUGGGUUUUAAAAGGUGCAAAAUGAGCAAAUUACAAGAAUAAUGAGUGUGGAUAAAUCUGAAUAAAAUCUGAACCAUGAAA